Xenopus laevis (African clawed frog) is the source of this 7399-nucleotide messenger RNA. It is a transcript of the gene pak2.L, whose product is annotated as p21 protein (Cdc42/Rac)-activated kinase 2 L homeolog. Bases 254 to 1810 code for a protein of 518 amino acids. NCBI's taxonomy places the organism in Eukaryota, Metazoa, Chordata, Amphibia, Anura, Pipidae. The record is from RefSeq and is a predicted model, not a curated record. Gene Ontology annotation, cellular component: cytoplasm. Gene Ontology annotation, molecular function: nucleotide binding; protein kinase activity; ATP binding. The transcript is spliced from 15 exons.
UUUCCGCUCAGACUUGCGCGCCUCUAAGCGCCAGACUCCUCCCUUGUGACGCGCUUGUCAGUCACUGCCGCUGGCAUACUGAAUUGUGACAGGCGCCGGGGGGAACCCAGGGAGGUGUGGCAACCCGGAACCGGAAAAAGUGAGGAAGAGGAGGGUCUAGCGAAAGAAGGGGCCCAGUGGAGAGAGAGCCGGCGCCGGGGUACAGGUCAUAACACCUCAUCUAAACACCCGGUCGGGCUUUUCUGCAAAAAUCAUGUCUGAUAACGGGGAGCUUGAGGAUAAACCACCAGCUCCUCCAGCUCGGAUUAGCAGCACAGGGACGAAAGAUACCCUGACCAGUAACCAUAGUCAUAAGCCUUUACCCUUGAUCCCUGAAAAACCCAGGAAUAAAAUCAUUUCAAUGUUUUCUGGCACAGAAAAAGGAAGCAAAAAAAAAGAUAAGGAAAGGCCAGAGAUUUCACCACCAUCCGAUUUUGAGCACACAAUUCAUGUGGGCUUUGAUUCUAUCACUGGAGAGUUCACUGGAAUGCCAGAGCAAUGGGCACGGUUACUGCAGACCUCAAACAUCACUAAACUUGAACAGAAGAAGAAUCCGCAAGCUGUCCUUGAUGUUUUAAAGUUUUAUGACUCCAAACACACAGUCAAGCAGAAAUAUCUAAGCUUCUCUGCACCAGAUAAAGAUGGGCUCCCCUCUGGUGUGUCUCCUGCACCUAAUGCAAAAGGCUCUAAACCAACAGCAGCAACAGAUGAUGAUGACUUUGAUGACGAUAAGGCUCCUCCUCCUGCUAUUGCUCCAAGACCUGAACACACAAAAUCCAUGUAUACACGUUCUGUAAUUGACCCAAUACCUCCACCCCCUGGAGAUUCAGACAGUGCUGCGAAGACUGGAGACCGACAAAAAAAGAAAACAAAGAUGAGCGAUGACGAGAUUAUGGAAAAACUAAGAACUAUUGUAAGCAUAGGUGAUCCCAAGAAGAAGUAUACUAGAUAUGAAAAAAUUGGACAAGGGGCCUCUGGAACUGUAUUUACCGCGAUUGAUGUAGCUACGGGACAAGAGGUUGCAAUCAAACAGAUAAAUCUUCAGAAGCAGCCCAAGAAAGAACUGAUAAUCAAUGAGAUUCUGGUGAUGAAAGAAUUGAAGAACCCCAAUAUAGUAAAUUUCGUGGACAGUUUCUUAGUGAAUGAUGAACUGUAUGUUGUAAUGGAAUAUUUGGCUGGAGGGUCCCUAACAGACGUGGUUACAGAAACCUGCAUGGAUGAAGCACAGAUUGCUGCUGUCUGCAGAGAGUGUCUUCAAGCUUUGGAAUUCCUACAUGCGAACCAGGUCAUUCAUAGAGACAUAAAGAGUGACAAUGUACUUCUUGGAAUGGAUGGUUCUGUCAAACUGACUGACUUUGGCUUCUGUGCACAAAUUACCCCAGAACAGAACAAGCGAAGCACCAUGGUGGGAACACCAUACUGGAUGGCACCAGAGGUGGUUACAAGAAAAGCAUACGGCCCUAAAGUGGACAUCUGGUCUCUUGGAAUUAUGGCUAUUGAAAUGGUGGAAGGGGAGCCACCAUAUCUCAACGAAAAUCCUUUAAGAGCGUUGUAUUUGAUUGCUACUAAUGGCACUCCAGAACUUCAGAAACCUGAAAAACUUUCACCGAUAUUCCGGGAUUUCUUAAACCGCUCACUUGAGAUGGAUGUAGAAAAGAGAGGAUCUGCUAGAGAGCUCUUGCAGCACCCAUUCCUGAAACUCGCAAAACCACUGUCCAGCCUAACACCGCUAAUCCUGGCUGCCAAAGAUGCAAUGAAGGGAAACCGCUAACAUCAACCCUUCUAUCCUUUGCCUUAAAGUCUCAUUCACCUUAUUUCAUAACCACGUUUAUAUGCUACAAGUGCCACUGAUUACCCAACUCGUGUUGAAGAAGAGCAAACCGCAUCCUGUACAGACAAAGCCAAGAAAUCCUAAUGACUGUACAGCUGGAAUAACUGUGCAGAACACAGUUAUUGUGUGCUUUUCCUUUUAGAAAGAACAUUUUUUUUGUGGCCCUUCAAGAUCCCUCUGAUCCAGGGUAUUGACGGUUUGUUUUAUGGGAAUUCACAUUGUUUUGGUUUUUUUAGGUCUUCUUUCUGUCCUCUGAGGGCAGCGUUUCUGUUUCCUGGCCUUCUCUUGAUACUUGAAUAACUCGCUGAUAGAAGAGCUUUAGUCUUCUGGGUCUGUGCUGGCUCUUCAGAUUUCAAUUAUUUUCCAUGUGCCUGGAUCUGUUUGUUUAAUACAGGGAAGAAAUGUGCAGAUCUUUUUGAAUUCUUUGUGUAGAAGCAUAAGCAAUUGCUUUGUGCCACCAUGUGCUAUACCGGUCAACCUUUUUUUACUAUAGGGCCAGCAACACAUAAUGAUAUGCUGACCCUUUCAGUAAGGGUAGAAUCACUUUUUUUUGUUCAAAGCCUUUUGCUCUGGAUUUGUUUUUGUAUUCUUUACUAGAGAAAGGGUUAAAAUAACAGUAUAGACGGUGACAUGGGACAUUACUGGUGUUUUGGGUUAUUUUCUUUUGUACUGAGGUAAAUUCUGUACCUUUGCUAUGGACAGUUCAUUAAGUGCUCUUAACAGUCAGUAAAAACUGCACUAAUAUUCUUAAAACAAAAGAUUUGGAUUUUUUUUUACACCCAUGCGUUGUUGUCGGAAGGGAAGUAGUGCCAAAGUUAGAAUGAUAUUUUUGUAGUUUUGAUCAGUUUUUUUACUAAUCAGUGAUUGCCAACUUAAGUGCUAAAUCAAAAUGUUCCUUUUUUUUUCUCUAAAGCAUUGUGAAGACAAAAGUGCCUUCAACAAGGUUAGAACUGUCAGAGCCUGGAUCACCACUGUUCUUGUUGCAGCUGUAGGGCUAUACUAUGAAUCCAUUUAUACUGAUAUUAAUCUACAAAAAACAGUACUAAAAAUGAAUACUCUGUUUUUCCUGGAGAUUCGCCUAAUAUUGCCAAGUCACCAUCCAGUCUUUUUGCUCUUAAUAUAUUUCACUAAAUAUACAAAAAUAUACAAAAAGGGAAUAGUAGUGCCAUUUAUUAAACCAUUGUGAUCCAGUGUGUUAAUGCUUUUCGCUAAAAUAAUCCCUAAGCCUUUUGGUAUUAUUUUCCUUAUAUUUCUGCAAAUAUCUGUAGAGAUGGGGGGUUUUAUGACCCAUGCUAAUGAUGUAGCGAAACACAUGCCUUUUUAAAUGCAGGCUGUGGUGUUUCCAGUGCUUUCAAAUAUUGUUUGGCUAUUGUUUUGAAAGGCAGAUUUUUCAGUAUGUAAGGCCCUUUGUUAGAUGGUUUAUUUGAUACAAGUCUGAGACGUCACAUUCAUGUUUUUUUCUUAAGAUAGAGCUACGGUGACGGACUAGGGAGUAUGUGGCGUGGGGAAGUUAAAUGUGGCUCCCAGCAGUCCAUGAACCAGAGUUCUGGGCUCGUAGGUAGGCAGCUAUUAUCUGUUUUGUUCCAUCUCCUGGUGCUAAGGUUUGUGAUGCUGCUGAGAUCAUUUGUCCAUUUCAUGUAAUUUUACAGAAUUUCACUAAACCAUAUUUGUCUUCUACUUAAAUACAACGUAUGUGUGUGUUUAAGCAGACUAAAACUAUGCAACUUCUGUCUUGUGCUGAUUUAACUCUUACCAUGAGCUAAUGCUCUAGAAGCACAGGGGAAAUUAACCUUCCAGUGUCCCAUCCUUUGUGCCUUUACCUUAGAGAAGCCAAUUCAUUAUCCGCACUGCAGCCCUGGAGCCAGAUUUGCAUUGAUUUCACGUUCUUUCCUGCUGCUAAUCGGUGCCACGAUUUAAUUUUUUUUUUUUUUUACCGAAACUGGUCUUACUGUAUGUGUAAAUCAUUUCAUAGCCUUGUUUCUAUUACCGUGUUAGAAAGCAUUGGGCUUGUCUGAUGAACUUGAACGGCAUAUCUGAUUUUUACAAGCUACUAUCCAGAUAUCCCUUGUUCAUGAUGCCUUAGGUUUUUUAAAGGGAAGUUUAUUUAAUUUUCCUGUGUUGUAGAUGCUGUUAAUCUAAGAUUAUCUUUAUGGGGUGUUUUUUUUUUGUUUUUUUUUUAUAUCACUCUGCCUUUCUACAAAAUACAGUCUAGUCACUAGGGAUAUUUGCCCUGGAAACUCUUAAUUAAAUUGAGAGGCUGGAUUUUCUAGAACCUGUAUUUACAGCUUGUCCUUAGUCCAGUACAAUCCCUGUUCUCCCUUUUAUUUGAGGAUUUAAACAAGAGCCUUGUUAAACUUAGAGCUAAAAAGGAAAAGAAAAAAUGUCUGCAAUCUCUCUUAGGCUGCCACUUUUGUUAUACUAAAAGUCGAUUUAAACUUGAUGUUCCCCUUUAAACAUACAUAAGAUGAAGGAGCAUCCAUCUUAAAGAAUUUCUUCACAUGGGCCGUAUUCUCAGAGAAGGGCCUGAUUUGCUUAAAGGCAAUCUGCUUAUUCCUGGUGGAUUCCAUUGAGGUAAAUAACAGACCAAACAACCAAUUUUCUGUUAUUUCCUUUGUUCAGGCAGAGACCACCUGAAUAACUGGAAACCUUUAGUCCUUUCUUGGUUAAAAGUCUGGAUAGAUGAUCCUAAAUCCACCAAAAAGCCCCCAGCUGUUUGGGUAGUAUGGUUGUAAUUAUCCAAACUGCCAACUGUGUGACCCCUGACAGCAGUGCUAAAGCUAGCCAUACAUGCCCAGAUUUGGUCAGGCAACUUUAUCUUCUAGUGACUCACAUCUUUACUCAAGGGCAACUUCCAUAAAGUUUUUUAGUUCCAGAGGCCACAAGGUAAUUUUUACUUAUUAGUUUCCAAGAUAAAUACUGUACCCCUAGGCUUAGUAAUUCCAUACUUAUCUCUGUAGUAGGGGGCUGGCAGUUGGGCAUAUCUUUCCUGGGCCCCACAUGCUGAUAUCAGGAUUAUCUGCUUGAUUCCUUCAUCAAUAUGUGGCCUCUGCACUGAUUGCUUGCUCCAUGUCCCUCAAGUAGGGAUGCACCAAAUCCACUAUUUUGGAUUCGGCUGAAUCCUUCGCGAAAGAUUUGGCCAAAUACCGAACCGAAUCCUAAUUUGCAUAUGCAAAUUAGUGGGUGGGAAGGGGAAAGCAUUUUUUACUUCCCGUGACAAAAAGUCAUGUGAUUUCCCUCCCCACCCCUAAUUUGCAUAUGCACAUUCGGUUCAGCCAGGCAGAAGGAUUCGGCUGAAUCCUGCUGCAAAAAAGGCUGAAUCCCGAAACGAAUCCUGGAUUCGGUGUAUCCCUACCCUCAAGGACCCUUGUAUCUUACCUGGAAUUGCUCGAAAUAUUUCCUUUUGUGUGUUUCCUAAGCAUGACACGUGUUAUUUAUGACACAGACACUCAUUUCAGUUACUUUUAUACCACAAUAAUAUUCAAGUGCAUUUUACUUCCCCCAAUCCAGAUCUGGUGUUAAACUAGAUGACUGUUCCAUUCGUUGGUGAACACAAUGCUUCUUUCUUCAAAGGAAAACUGUAAGCAAAGAUGAUAUUUUCUUUUGAGGAAUAUCUCAUCUUCCCUUUCCAAUGUCUCUGAAUUGAUGCCAAGUCUCAAGAAGUCUGCUAUUCUCUGUCUGUUGGUGCAAUAGCAAUUGGCCAGGUGACCCGUUAUGUGACGGUUUAUCUGUGGCUGAAGAAAUGUCAGCAGUUCUAUUACUAUAUUUUACUAAAGACCAGUAGAAAUGCAAAAUGAGUUUAAAUCUUCUAGUGGUUGUAAUUAUUGUUGGAGAAAGCAUUAAAAUCAAUGGGGCAUUGCUCAUCGACCUUCCUUUUAUCAACUCUUUUUAUCUUUUAGUUUUUUUCUUUUCAACUAGGGAAGAGGAGAGUUUUUUUUUCUUAUCCUGAUGAUGUGUAUAGUUGUGAAUAUUCAACCUCCUCCCUCCUUUAAAGGAACAGUAACCCCAAAAAAUGUAUGUUUUAAAGGAAUCACAAUAUAAUGCACUGUUGUCCUGUAUUGGUAAAACUUCAAGCACAGGAUACACCCGUAGAUAACAGAUCAUUUCUAAAGAAACCCAUUGUAUACUACAGAGCUUAUCUGUUAUCUGCUGUGUAUCCUGUGCAUUUUUCCUAUGCCCCCAUGGCUAGACAGCAGCUCGUUUAUAAAAAUUAUAGUAAAGUUUCUGCAGCAAACACACCAGUUUUACCAGUGCAGCUCAACACUACAUUAUAUUUUCAUUAGUUUAAGACACUUUCAUUUUUUGGUGUUACUGUUCCUUUAAGUGGAAGGUAUAGCCAAGCAAGUUGUCUAGUACUAAAUGGUUUAAUGUUUGCUCUUCAGAAAGUCAAACUAAAGUGGUUUGGGUUUCUUGUAUGCUUCACCCAAACCAGUGCUGUGAACAGAGCAAUGCAGGAUUAGCUUAAAGGGGAAGUUCACAUUUUAUUAUGUUGUAGACGGUGGUAUCCUAUGACAAUUUGUAGUCAACCUGUUGUCUAUUUCUGCAGUUUUGGAAUUAUUUAUUAGUUUUACUGGGUCUAAAUUAUCCUAGCAACCAGAGAGCACUUUGGAAAUUCAGUAUGAAAGAUGACUAGUAGAAGCAUGAAUACAAGAUAUUUUUCAUUGUUGGUGUUGCUGGGGACAGUGACCCUGCAGGCAACAAAGAGGCAGAAUAGGCUAGUAAUUCAAAAACCAUAAAGAUAGUUUUUACAUUAUAUUAACAAAAAAUGAAGAUCAAGUAAAAAGCUGAUUGGAAUAGUUCCAUUUAUAGCAUAAAGUUUUUAUCUAAAGGUGAACUUCCACUUUAACAGAACACCAACAAGGAAGUAAAAAAAAUGUUUCCUACCUUUUCCUUCCCCGCCCCUAAUUUACAUAUGCAAAUUCAGAUUUGGUUCGCUAAUUGACCGAAACCUUCACGAUAAAUCUUUACUGUUCGGAUAAACUAGGGAUGCACCCAAUUCACUACUUUGGAUUCAUCCUUUGGGAAAGAUUCGCCGAAUACUGAACCAAAUCCCAAUUUGCAUAAACAGAUUAGGGUCUGGGAAAGUAAAAAGUGAAAAAUGUCUUUACUUCCACUAUUGUGACAGUCAUGCAAUUUCCUGCCCCUAUUUUGCAUAUGCAAAUUUGUAUUUGCCCGAAUCCUGCUGAAAAAGGCCAAAUCCCAAAGCGAAUCCUGGAUUUAGUGCAUCCCAAGGAUAAACCCAUCCAGCUGUGUGAGCUCAGGACCUGUACUGCAGUAGCAGAGCUGUUAUUCCAUCUUCCCUAUUUGUUUCUAUGUGGAUUCUCCUCAGGUCCCUCUUUCUUCCUCCAUGUAUUCCUUGCAUGCAGAUGUUUUAUAUUUUCAUGGAACUCUCUUUCUCCUGCUCUUACUCUGCCUGUCUGUUUAAUUUAAUCCCAUCCUUUUAUUUAAUUGUUAAUUUUUACGGCAAUAACUACUGAAUCAUUUGUGUGCAUUGUCUUGGCUUAAAAUAAAAAAAAAAAUUGUUGUAUUUUA